Messenger RNA from Anopheles darlingi, 4976 nucleotides. RefSeq names its product serine/threonine-protein kinase PAK mbt (gene mbt). The record is from RefSeq and is a predicted model, not a curated record. Lineage: Eukaryota; Metazoa; Arthropoda; Insecta; Diptera; Culicidae. Gene Ontology annotation, cellular component: cytoplasm. Gene Ontology annotation, molecular function: protein serine/threonine kinase activity; ATP binding. The transcript has 5 exons. Gene Ontology annotation, biological process: intracellular signal transduction; regulation of MAPK cascade; protein phosphorylation. The coding region runs from base 710 to 3442 and encodes 910 amino acids.
CGAUCGUUCCGUGUGUUGUGCGUGUUUUCCUAAAUUACUUCUGCAAAAGAUCGCGAAUUGAAUUGAUAAAACGUGAAAUUGCGUACACGAACGCGUGCUGUUCGAUCCGCUGAGUGCCAAACAGUUGAAGGAGUUGUUAAAUAAAGCGCAAUUCGGCCGUUCUGCUGCUGCAAGAAAGAGUGUCCUCCCCUUUUUCUUGUGUGAACGAGUGCGUGCGUGCGUGUGUGUUCGAUCGUUUUGCUUUCGCGGCGACAUUUGACAGCGUGAAAACGGGAAGAAAACGGGAAGCGAUCUGCUGGGUCUGGGCAGUGGUGAUGGUGGCGAGCGCGGGGUGCUGAAACCUGUAACGGGCGCGCUAGCAGCUUGCGUGAAGAUCUCCUCCGCUGUUGACACCGAGACGGCGGAGGUACGUGCUUUCAUUGGAAUGCGUGGUGUGUGAAAAACAAAGUCUCUGUCUCGGCCCUGUGCGUACGGCGGGCGUCUCUCGAUUUCGUGCGGAGUUUGGUUUCAUCUUCCGUUUCGCAGCAGGCUGUGCGAAGUGAAGUGCUGGCUUAUGUGAAUCCGAUCGUUGCUUUUGGGUUUGGUUUGCCAUCAGUGAGUGAGAGAGUUGACGAAAUCCGCAAAGGAAAUAUCGUGUCUCCUUGCCCGGAGGGGCCAUUUGAGUGAAUUGCUUUGACCGCUGCUAACACACCGAAGGGAAGGGGGCAGCAUGUUUUCGAAGAAGAAGAAAAAGCCACAAAUCUCGUGUCCGAGCAAUUUCGAGCAUCGAGUGCACACCGGGUUCGACAAACGCGAGGGGCGCUACGUCGGUUUGCCGCUGCAAUGGGCUUCCAUCGUGGGAAACAAUCAGAUCCUGAAAUCAUCGAACCGGCCGCUACCGUUGGUCGAUCCGUCCGAGAUUACCCCGACCGAGAUACUGGAUCUGAAGACGAUCGUGCGACCACACGGCCAGGGGAUAAGCGGCGCACCGAUUGGCGGUGCGCCGGUCGUUCCCGGAGGAGUAACUGGUCCAGCGGCUGGUGCUACCGAUCCCGGGAAGCUCAUCCUACCGAAAACGUCCAACGUGGCGCGCUCCAACUCUCUGAGAAGUUCCAGCCCGCCCCGAAUCCGUCGUGGGGAUCUCCGUGCCAACACCAAUGUGCCACCGUCCGUCCCGGAGGAACCACACACGCUCGGUGGGGCCCAGUCACCGUAUCCCGGAGCGAUGACGAUGAUGAUGAAUAAUAACAGCUUUCCGAAGGGUGUCGUACCACCGCCGGGCGUAGGAGGAAACUUUGCGGCCAAUCCAGCGGCACCACCAAGUGUGCUGGACAGCAACUUUAACAACAACUUUGAUCCACACCAUCAACAUUUGCAGCAACAACAACCGAAUAUGCUUAAUUCCGGUGGCCAACAACAGCAAGCGUCAGCACUUCAUAUGCAACACCUGCAGCAACAUCCACAAACUCACCAGCACCCGCAUCAUCAUCAGCAACAGCAGCAGACGACAGCCGGGACGGGCCAGACGAUUGCACCUUACAUGAAUGGUGGUCAAAUGUUGGCCAACAGUGGUCACACCGCUGGCGCGCCUAUAAAUGGAAACGGUUCGAAUGGGAAUCUGUCCAACCCUGUCAGCGUACUGACGGAAACAUCCUCACUCUAUCAUAACCGAUCGCAGAAAUCUUCCCCAACUGGAUCCGACGGUAUUCAGCGAUACAAUCCACAUGGCGCUUAUCCGCCUCAGAUGGCGAACAACAAUUUCCUUGGCGCUGGUCAGGCAAGCGGUCAACCACCGGCUUUACACAGCAAACCAACAGCAACGGGACAGAGUGGCCCACUCGGAGGACAAUCACAUUCAAUGGCUGGUGGAAUGGAAGGAACGCAGCCCACCAGUCACGGGUCGUUGGGAGAUGCGUCCAACGGUAACCAAGUGACGCCCGCAGGACAUCACCAUCAUCAUCACCAUCAGCAUCAUCCGCAUGCCGGUGGUAGUGGUAUGAUGGGACCGAGCGGACAAACUCCUUCAAAUACGCAACUGAUCGGACCACAACUGUCACCAACCGGGAUGCACAAUACAGUAUCCCAUCACCAUCCGCAUCAUCAUCCACAACAACAACAGCAGCAGCAGCAGCAACAACAACAUCAGCAGCAGCACCUGCAACAGCAAAUGCAAAUGCCCGCUGGUCCGAUUGGAGCCAACAGCCAGAUGCCGAAUCAUCACCACCAUCAUCAUCAUCAUCACAAUCACAAUUCGAACCAUCAUCCAAAAAUGCCAUCACCGUCGGGCGGCUCGACGGGAGCCGGUAGCACGAUCGGUGCUGAUCAGCAGCUACAAUCGCAACAGCAGCAACCACAGCAGCAGCAGCAUCAGCAACAGCAACAGCAGCAACAGCAACAGCAGCAACAGAAUCACAUGCACAACAACAACGCUAAUGGGAAUCUCAUCAGCAAUGCCAAGAGUAACUCGCGAGCAUCUAGCUCUAGCGGUGGCAAUGUGUCCGUAGCGCAGAGCACUACCUCCACCACGCAGAGUGGACAAUCGCAGCAGCAGCCACCGGUGAAGACCGAACAAAGGCUAACGCAUGAGCAGUUCCGAGCGGCGCUACAGAUGGUCGUAUCGGCCGGAGAUCCACGGGAGAAUCUGGAAAAUUACACCAAAAUCGGCGAAGGAUCCACGGGCACCGUUUGUAUUGCGACGGACAAAUCGACCGGGCGCCAAGUCGCAGUGAAACAGAUGGACCUUAGGAAGCAGCAGCGACGUGAGCUGCUCUUCAAUGAGGUCGUCAUAAUGCGAGACUACCAUCAUCCGAAUAUUGUAGAAACAUACAGCAGCUUCCUGGUGAACGACGAGCUCUGGGUUGUGAUGGAGUUUUUGGAAGGAGGGGCACUGACCGACAUUGUCACGCACUCGCGCAUGGACGAAGAGCAGAUCGCAACGGUCUGCAAACAGUGCCUAAAGGCACUGUCCUAUCUGCACUCGCAGGGCGUCAUUCAUCGUGAUAUCAAAUCGGACUCAAUUUUGCUCGCUUCGGAUGGGCGCGUGAAGCUGUCUGAUUUCGGUUUCUGUGCCCAAGUGUCGCAGGAGCUUCCGAAGCGAAAAUCGCUCGUCGGGACGCCGUACUGGAUGUCGCCGGAGGUGAUUUCCCGGCUGCCGUACGGUCCCGAGGUCGACAUCUGGUCUCUGGGCAUCAUGGUGAUUGAGAUGAUUGAUGGCGAACCACCGUUCUUCAACGAGCCACCGUUACAAGCGAUGCGACGCAUUCGCGAUAUGCCCCCACCGAAGCUGAAGAACUCCCACAAGGUGUCGAGCCGAUUGCAAAACUUCCUCGAUCGGAUGUUGGUGCGCGAUCCGGUGCAACGAGCCACGGCUGCCGAACUGCUCGCCCAUCCUUUCCUCCGGCAAGCAGGUCCACCGUCGUUGCUCGUACCGCUAAUGCGUGGUGCACGCCACAGCAACUGCUAGCGGGGUUAGGUGACGCGGUAUCAGCACACCAUAAGGCCAUUGUUCAGUGCGGGCAACGUUUGACAACUUCCCGUUGCAGCGCUCGCAUCGAAAUUCAGACUUAAUCCAAUCAAUGGAGGAUUUGUUGCAUUUAUUUAGUUUUUGCGAUUUGUGCUUUGGUUGCAGGUUUCGCCGGGUGGUACGAAGACACACAUUCCUCGAACUGUACUUUGUGGCGGGUUAUUUGUUAGAACAUGUACAGAACGAAAGCGACAAAACAGCUAACGAGCUGCUACGAACGGGCAAGAAUGCUUAUUUUAGUUUAGAAGACACAAUGAUCCAAUGACACAAUGCUCAUCGAUCUUCAGAGUACUUAGCAUCGAAGGGAAUCAGGUAUGCAAAUUCCCGAAACAACGAUUUUAAAAUCCCGAAGCGAAAUAUCUUCAGAGCAGUGCGGAAUACAGUAACAAUCAACCAAUGCGUUAACAUUCCAUUAGUAUAAGGAUGCAAACAAAGAUGUACUCCAACACCUUCGUUACUUGUGCUGGCUUCUUUAUUAUUCAGCCUGUUCAAUGGUGGGCAUACGGUUUGGAAAGCCAUUAAAGCUACACCUGUGUAUGUGUGUGCGUGUUGGCGUGGUUCGCCCGUGUUUUAACCCUAGGUUACGUUUAGUAUUACACCGAUCAUUUAAUUAGACUGCCUAAGGGUUCAGUAAGGGUGUGUCCUGCAAUUGUGAUUGUGAGACGAGGUCUUAGCUGUAUACUUACUUGCUUAUCAGGCUGCAUCGGUAGGCCAGGUCUUCACCAGAAGCGUUCUCCGUCACUCGCGACCGAGUACCAUCUUAGUUCGAUUAGUGUUUCAUUUUUGUUAUUAACAUUGUAUGUUGCAUUCAUAUUUUAACCUCUCGGUCUUAAGCGUGUGUUCUGUACAGUGCCUAACACUUAGGAACAGCGUCCGUAGUAUGUUUUGCGGGGAACUUUUUUAUCCAGAGUAUUUAAAGCAAGGGAAAACAUCCCUCGUAUUUACGUGUGAGUAGCUCAUCCAACUCUGGUCUGUUGGGGCAUGCGACCGGUGCGGUAAAUGAAUCCGUUAGACUGUUUACAGAACAAGUAUUUGCUGGUAUAGGACCACUGACCGACACGCACGUAAGCACGCGAAGGUGUCAGUUAUACCGCGAAAGGAAUCUCAAACACUAAGGACACCGGCGAUGAUUUUGUGGAGUAUUACAAAUGAGUAUUUACGAGGUAGCCGAGCAAACAUUCCAACCGGUUGGUGGACACAGCGGCGAAUUGGUUGGUCAAUGUUCGGAACAAGGUUCCCCCACCGGCAGCAGCUGUCGAUCCGAACCGUCUCUUCCGACGGACCACGUUCUAACGUUUCUUAUGGUUCCGAUGUGUUAAUACAUAUCGAGCGUCUUGUUUUGCAGGAGGAAUACAAAGUAUUAGGAACUUAUUGACGACACUUGAUGCACCAUGAAACGACGACAAUGAACGAAUCUAGCGUUAAAAUGAUAAUACGUGUACGAUUUUUUUUUAAUAAAAAGAUUAAAAACUCA